This is a messenger RNA of Salvia splendens (bonfire salvia), 1568 nucleotides long. Its product is annotated as autophagy-related protein 18g. Gene Ontology annotation, cellular component: cytoplasm. The coding region runs from base 1 to 1311 and encodes 436 amino acids. The transcript is spliced from 5 exons. Gene Ontology annotation, biological process: autophagy; response to starvation. Lineage: Eukaryota; Viridiplantae; Streptophyta; Magnoliopsida; Lamiales; Lamiaceae. The record is from RefSeq and is a predicted model, not a curated record.
AUGUGCACCCUCUCCGCCAUCACAAGGAUAAAGUGCAGUGACUCUGGCUUACUUAAUUCAGUAAGCAAUACUGCUGCUUCAAUGGUGGGUAAGUUAUGGGUGCCUACUGGAGCUGUUGCUGCCAUCUUCCAUAAUUCUAACUCUACUGGCUCCACUGGUUCUUGGGAUGUUAAGUCGACUAGUACAUUGCUGGAGCAUAUCUUAGUUUAUACCCCAUCAGGCUUUGUGGUUCAGCAUGAAAUCCUAUCCCCAAUGGGCCCUGAACAGAUUGAGAGUAGAACCGGAUCUUUGUCAGCCCCACAAGCUAACCCUCAAAAUGAAGAGUUAAGGGUGAAGGAUUCCAAAAUGGUUUCUCAGGAGAAUGCAAGUUCUGGUGACAAGAAACUGGCUAAGUCUGAUUCUCUGAAGUCACCUGAUAGAUCUCACUGGUAUUUGUCAAAUGCAGAAGUACAAAUGAACUCUGGCAGGUUACCAUUAUGGCAAAAGUCAAAGAUGCAUUUCCACGUAAUGGACUCUCCAAUCGAAGAAUGUGGUCCAGGUGGGGAGUACGAAAUUGAGAAGGCUUCGUCACAUGAGCUUGAGAUAAGGCACAAAGAUUUGUUGCCAAUAAUUGACAAUUUUCCUAGAGCAACAAGAUCUGGCUGGAUUGACAGUUCUAUACCUUCUGACGGGAAACAUCUUAGUGAUUCCGGGAAUAGUGAUCAAACUAAAGAAAAGACUGAUGGAGCAAGUAUUAUUUCUCAUUCCAAGCCGCCCUCUUUUAGCUCUACAGAAAGCUCAGAAGGAGGGUCAUCCAGACGAAUGGAGAAUUUGCUUGGUUUGGAUCACAUGGCCAUUGAUAGACCUCAGACUCUUGGUGGUCAUGCUGAGGAUAAGACCGGUCUCAAGGGGGGGUCUAGGGCAAUUAUUUCAUACCCUUCACAAAACACUUGCAACAGAAAUCUUCUUGUUGAUAAUGCUGCAAUCAGUAGGUCAUCAUCAUUGGGGAAUGAGAUGCAGUCGCUGCAUAUUGACAAUCCCAACUCAGACGCAGACAUCGUUAUACCUUCGAGGAUCAAAUCAACUGUAGAUUUUGGUCCGUUAUUUAAGGAGGGAUACUAUAACAAACCAGAGCUCCUCGAUCGUUGCCAGUCAACUGAGGUUAUUACCCAUGAAGCAAAGGGUGGUGAUGACACCCCUGAGGAGAAGUUGGAAGAUGAGGAAGGGCCUCAAGAGGAAGGUUGGAUUAAUGGGAUGUUUGAUUUCUCUGAAGAAGGUAAGACUGCUAGAAAAUCGAAGCUGCAGACAUCCUUGAUGCCUUUCUUGUGCUGAUGUUAAAUGUGUUUCUCUGUGUUAAUCGCAUGGUAUGUAUACUGUUGUAAAUAUAAAAUUCUUGCUGUUUCUGGAGAAGGGUUGAUAUAAGAAGAUGAAUUUGGGGAUAUGGUUUUCUACGUUUGCUGUAUUAUCGAUGUUUUUGAUCGACCGAUCUUUUGUACAGAUGACAUAACCCAGUUCCAAUUUGUAUAAAAUUUAUUUUCCAUGAAAAGAAAAAAGAAUGAAAUGGAAUUACAGAAAAGUAUUGGAAUCAA